Messenger RNA from Trifolium pratense (red clover), 600 nucleotides. RefSeq names its product actin-depolymerizing factor 7-like. Bases 187 to 600 code for a protein of 137 amino acids. Gene Ontology annotation, cellular component: actin cytoskeleton; cytoplasm. Gene Ontology annotation, molecular function: actin filament binding. Gene Ontology annotation, biological process: actin filament depolymerization. Lineage: Eukaryota; Viridiplantae; Streptophyta; Magnoliopsida; Fabales; Fabaceae. The transcript has 3 exons. The record is from RefSeq and is a predicted model, not a curated record.
UUCAAUUACUAUUUUUGUCUUGUCAAAGUUCCACCUCUCGUGGUCCAUAAAACAAGGAUGUUCAUUCAUUAUUUUCUCUCCAUAGUUAUCUUUGAGUCUAUUCUAUUGCUCUAAUUUUUCAUUCUCCAUUUCCCCUUUGAUCAUUAACAUUUCAUCACAGGGUGUUUCUUUCUCAUUGCUGACAAAAUGGCAAACGCGGCGUCGGGAAUGGCUGUGAAUGAUGAAUGCAAACUGAAGUUUCAGGAGCUUAAAUCAAAGAGGAGCUACCGGUACAUCGUGUUCAAAAUAGAAGAACAACAAGUUGUGGUCGAAAAAUGUGGAGAGCCUAACGACAGUUAUCAGGAUUUUAUGGCUAGCUUUCCGGCAGAUGAGUGUCGUUAUGCUGUCUAUGAUUUUGAUUUCACAACUGAUGAGAACUGUCAGAAAAGCAAGAUCUUCUUUGUUGCAUGGUCACCAGAUAGCUCAAGGGUGAGGAUGAAGAUGGUGUAUGCAAGUUCAAAGGAUAGAUUCAAGAGAGAAUUGGAUGGUAUUCAAGUUGAACUGCAAGCAACUGAUGCAAGUGAGAUGAGCUUGGACAUUGUGAAAGCAAGAGCCCUCUAA